Entamoeba nuttalli P19 is the source of this 990-nucleotide messenger RNA. RefSeq names its product Ras guanine nucleotide exchange factor, putative. The coding region runs from base 1 to 990 and encodes 329 amino acids. The record is from RefSeq and is a predicted model, not a curated record. The transcript has a single exon. Gene Ontology annotation, biological process: positive regulation of GTPase activity; Ras protein signal transduction. Gene Ontology annotation, molecular function: guanyl-nucleotide exchange factor activity. Gene Ontology annotation, cellular component: plasma membrane. NCBI's taxonomy places the organism in Eukaryota, Evosea, Mastigamoebida, Endamoebidae.
AUGUUCUUAAUGUUACAUAAAAAAUUUACAUCAUCAGAAGAAGUAUUAAAAAGAUUUUCAGAAGUUUAUAAUAACUCAAAUACUAGUCAAGAAAUUAGGUCAUGUAUUCUUUCAGUUAUUAACCAAUGGAUUAGAAAUUAUAUUGCUGAUUUUGAAAAGAAACCAGAAUUAAUUUGUAUGAUUAGAUCGUUCAUUUCAAAAGAAAUAAAUUCAGAUAAAAUUGAAGUAUUAAAUUCAACAUUAUGUGGAGUUGGAACAGCGCUCGCUUUAAGAAUGAGAAAUAAAGUAUUUUUACCUAUUCAAACAAAAAUUAAAAUACCUUAUCAAUACUUUUUACCUGGAAAUGUUAUGCCCUUUGCUCAAACAUUAAAUUAUUUUAAUUCAUUAAUAUUUUCAAGAGUUACAUAUGAAGAAUUGAUUGUAAUGAAUUAUAAUAAACCAGAAAAUAAACCGUUAACUCCAAAUAUUCAAAAUAUGAUUGAACGAUUUAAUUGGAUUGGAACUACCAUUGUUAAUUGUUUUAAUGAAUGUCCUAAAGGAGACAAAAUUCAAUUUAUUCAAGGAUUAAUAUUAUUUAUGAAAACAAUUCAACAAUUAAAAGAUAUUCAUUUCUUAGUCGCAUUAGCAUAUACACUUCCUAGACUCGAUUUAGAUUCUAUCAAAAGUAAAAAAAUUAGUGAAGAAGAUAAAAAUUAUUUAAAUGAAACAGAAGAAUUAUGUUCUUUUAAACAAAAUUAUAAAUAUCUUAGAGCGUAUUUAAGCCAAUUGGAAACACCGUAUAUCCCUUUUAUAGGAAUUCUAAGUAAAGAUUUAAUGCUUAUUGACGAAGGUAAUCCAGAUAAACUAGGUGAUGGAACAAUUAAUUUAUAUAAAUGGAGAAAAGUAUAUGAAUUGAUUCAACAAGUAUUAAAUGCCAAAGGACAAACAACAAAGAACAGUUGUUAUAAUGAAGAAAUUCAAAUAUUGGUUCAAAGAAUAUAUUCACUUUAA